AACGGGAAUGGGGGAGGGUGGGGAUCUGGCAAGCUCCACCCCCAGGACCACAGGAGCCGCCCCAGCUUGGAGGCUUGCACUGCCCUGAUGGCUCCCGACCCCAGCAGACGCCUCUGCCUGCUGCUGCUGCUGCUCUUCUGCUGCCUUGUGCCUGCCAGGGCUGAUGGGAAUUCCCUGAAUCCCUUGAAUCCCCUGAAUCCUCUGAAUCCUCUGGGGUGGCUGUGGUCCCCCAAGACCGAUGAUUCCUUGGACACACCGGUCUCCCAGCCCCAGAUCAGUUCACCUGUGCAGUCCACAGAGAACCCCACCACUCACGUGGUCCCCCAGGAUGGCCUCACAGAACAACAGAUGACUCCUGCUAACCCCAAGCUGCCCCCGGAGGAUCAGGAAGCUGUCCAGAGGGGGACCCCUGCAACCCCAGCCAUCCCCAUCCUGCCGACGGCCUCUGCUGCGAGCCCGGACACGAAGGAGGAGAAUGUUGCCGGCGUUGGAGCCAAGAUUCUGAAUGUGGCUGAGGGCAUUCGAAACUUUGUCCAGCUGUGGGAUGAGGACGCCACUACUGAGAACUCCGCCGGCACAGCUGCCUCAGCUGCCUCAGUCCCUACAGUCCACCUCACUCCUGCUGAGCUCUCCAGUGGUCCCCAGGAGAGUGAGACCACUCUCUGGCCAAGCAGUGGUGUUCCAAGUUCUCCAGAUGUUCAGACAACCGAAGUUGGCACGCCGGCUGCACCCACCCAGCCACCUCCCUCCUUGAGUAGUCUCCAGGAACCUCUGGAAAGACCCUCGGCACCCACAGAGAAUGUUGCUGAGGAGGUGGGGCUGUUGCAGCUCCUUGGGGAUCCUCUGCCCCAGCAAAUCUCCCAAAUCAACGACCCUGAUGUCGGGGCAGCAUACGUCUUUGGACCGGACUCCAACAGCGGCCAGGUGGCCCGGUAUCACUUCCCUAAACUGUUCUUCCAUGACUUUUCACUACUGUUUCACGUUCAGCCAGCCACAAAGGCUGCGGGGGUGCUGUUUGCCAUCACAGAUGCCGCCCAGCUGGUGGUCUCGCUGGGUGUGAAGCUCUCGGCGGUACGCGAUGGACACCAGAACAUCUCACUGCUCUACACAGAGUCUGGUGACAGCCAGACCCAGACGGGUGCCAGCUUCCGCCUACCUGCAUUUGUUGGCCAGUGGACACACUUUGCGCUCAGCGUGGAUGGAGGCUCUGUGGCUCUCUACGUAGACUGUGAAGAGUUCCAGAGAGUACCGUUUGCUCGGUCCCCACAGGGUCUGGAGCUAGAGCAUGGCUCCGGCCUCUUUGUGGGUCAGGCUGGAGCAGCAGAUCCUGACAAGUUUCAGGGGAUGAUCGCGGAGCUGAAGGUACGCAGCACCCCCCGGGUGAGCCCUGUGCACUGCUUGGACGAAGAUGACGAUGACGAAGACAGGGCAUCUGGAGAUUUUGGAAGCGGCUUUGAAGAAAGCAGCAAGACACACAGGGAGGAGCAUACACCUCUGCCACCAAGGCUUCCCCAGCCACCCCCUGUCACUUCCCCGCCCUUGGCUGGAGGCAGCACCACAGAAGAUUACAGAACAGAAGAAACGGAGGAAGAAACCAUGGUCAAUUCUAUAGGAGCUGAGACCCUUCCUGGCACAGACUCAAGUGGUGCAGGAGAUGAGAGUGUCCAGAACCAUGGAGGUGGCUUGUUAAAGGGAGGUCUGAAAGGACAAAAGGGAGAGCCAGGUGCUCGGGGCCCGCCUGGCCCAGCUGGGCCCCAGGGUCCUGCAGGCCCGGUGGUACAGAGCCCCAGUGUACAACCUGUCCCGGGAGCACAAGGACCCCCGGGACCUCAGGGCCCACCAGGGAAGGAUGGCGCGCCAGGAAGGGAUGGCCAACCGGGUGACCCCGGUGAAGACGGGAGACCGGGUGACACUGGACCUCAAGGCUUUCCAGGGACCCCAGGUGACGUGGGUCCCAAGGGUGAGAAGGGAGAUCCUGGUAUGGGGCCUCGAGGACCUCCAGGACCUCCAGGGCCACCAGGACCCUCCUUCAGACAGGACAAGCUGACCUUCAUCGACAUGGAGGGAUCAGGCUUCAGUGGAGACCUGGAGAGCCUCAGAGGCCCACGAGGCUUUCCUGGCCCCCCAGGACCCCCUGGUGUCCCAGGACUGCCUGGUGAGCCAGGGCGCUUUGGGGUCAACAGCUCCUACGCUCCAGGACCUGCAGGCCUUCCUGGUGUACCAGGAAAGGAAGGGCCCCCGGGAUUUCCUGGUCCCCCGGGACCUCCAGGUCCUCCAGGCAAAGAGGGCCCACCAGGAGUGGCCGGCCAGAAAGGCAGUGUUGGAGAUGUGGGCAUCCCAGGACCCAAGGGGAGCAAAGGAGACCUUGGGCCUGUCGGUGUACCUGGAAAGACUGGCUUGGCUGGACCCAGUGGGCCAGCUGGACCUCCAGGACCCCCAGGACCACCAGGGCCCCCAGGACCACCAGGACCAGGAUUUGCUGCUGGAUUUGAUGACAUGGAAGGCUCUGGAAUACCCUUCUGGUCAACAGCCCGAAGCUCCGAUGGACCGCAGGGACCCCCAGGAUUGCCAGGACUCAAGGGGGAUCUUGGAAUGACAGGGCCACCUGGAGCCAAGGGAGAAGUCGGUGCAGAUGGAUCCCAGGGCAUGCCUGGUCCCCCAGGAAGAGAGGGUGCAGCUGGGCCCCCGGGGCCAAAAGGAGAGAAAGGGAGCCAGGGAGAAAAGGGAAACCCAGGAAAAGAUGGAGUGGGGCAGCCAGGCCUCCCUGGACCCCCAGGACCUCCAGGGCCAGUGGUCUAUGUGUCAACUGAGGAUAGAGCAGUAGUGACCACGCCAGGACCUGAGGGCAAGCCAGGGUAUGCAGGUUUUCCCGGACCUGCUGGACCGAAGGGUGAUCUGGGUUCCAAAGGCGAGCGAGGUCUUCCAGGGCCUAAGGGUGAAAAAGGAGAGCCAGGCGCCUUCUUUAGCCCUGACGGCAGAGCCCUGAGCCACGUCCAGAAAGGAGCCAAGGGAGAGCCAGGCUUCCGAGGACCCCCGGGUCCUUAUGGGCGACCUGGACACAAGGGAGAAAUCGGCUUCCCCGGACGGCCGGGUCGUCCUGGAACUAAUGGAUUAAAGGGAGAGAAAGGGGAGCCUGGAGAUGCCAGCCUCGGGUUCAGCAUGAGAGGAAUGCCUGGCCCCCCUGGGCCUCCGGGACCCCCCGGCCCUCCUGGGAUGCCCAUCUAUGACAGCAAUGCAUUUGUGGAGUCUGGCCGACCUGGACUGCCAGGACAGCAAGGUGCGCAGGGGCCUUCAGGACCAAAGGGUGACAAAGGAGAUGUGGGCCCACCUGGGCCACCAGGCCAGUUCCCCGUUGACCUCUUCCACCUGGGAGCUGAAUUGAAGGGAGACAAGGGGGACCGAGGGGACGCCGGACAGAAAGGAGAGCGGGGAGAACCUGGCGCUGCCGGUGGUGGAUUCUUCAGCUCAAGUGUACCUGGCCCUCCAGGGCCCCCUGGCCCCCCUGGUUACCCCGGGAUUCCGGGUCUGAAGGGAGAGAGCAUCCGGGGCCCACCAGGCCCUCCUGGCCCUCAGGGACCUCCUGGAAUUGGCUAUGAGGGGCGCCAGGGCCCCCCAGGACCCCCAGGACCUCCAGGACCCCCCUCAUUCCCUGGCCCUCAUAGACAGACUGUCAGUGUUCCUGGUCCUCCGGGCCCACCUGGCCCCCCAGGACCCCCUGGAGCCAUGGGCGCGUCUGCUGGGCAGGUGAGGAUCUGGGCCACCUACCAGACCAUGCUGGACAAGGUGCGUGAGGUGCCCGAGGGCUGGCUCAUCUUUGUGGCCGAGAGGGAAGAGCUCUACGUACGCGUCAGAAAUGGCUUCCGGAAGGUGCUGCUGGAGGCCCGGACCGCACUCCCAGAUGGCACGGGCAACGAGGUAGCUGCCUUGCAGCCCCCACUAGUGCAGCUUCACGAGGGCAGUCCGUAUACCCGGCGGGAACACUCCUACUCCACAGCGCGGCCCUGGCGGGCAGAUGCCAUUUUGGCCAACCCACCACGACUGCCAGACCCACAGCCUUACCCCGGGGUUCCGCACCACCACGGCUCCUACGUGUACCUGCCACCCGUCCACCCCACCAUCUUGCCUGCCCACAACCACCAGGACUUCCAGCCAGUGCUCCACCUGGUGGCACUGAACAGCCCGCUGUCGGGUGGCAUGCGUGGCAUCCGUGGCGCCGACUUCCAGUGCUUCCAGCAGGCCCGAGCCGUGAGGCUCUCUGGCACCUACCGUGCCUUCCUGUCCUCCAGGCUGCAGGAUCUCUACAGCAUUGUUCGCCGUGCUGACCGUGGGUCGGUGCCCAUCGUCAACCUGAAGGACGAGGUGCUGUCUCCCAGUUGGGAUGCCCUGUUUUCUGGCACCCAGGGUCAACUGCAGCCUGGGGCCCGCAUCUUCUCUUUUGACGGCAGAGAUGUCCUGAGACACCCGGCCUGGCCUCAGAAGAGUGUAUGGCAUGGCUCAGACCCCAGCGGGCGCAGGCUGAUGGAGAGCUACUGUGAGACGUGGCGAACAGAAGCGACCGGGGCCACGGGUCAGGCCUCCUCGCUGCUCUCAGGCAGGCUCCUGGAACAGAAAGCUGCGAGCUGCCAGAACACCUACAUUGUCCUGUGCAUUGAGAAUAGCUUCAUGACUUCUUUCUCUAAGUAGGGCCUCUGCCAGCUGGAAUGGUGGACAGAGGUGGUGCGAAGGUUGGACACAGUGCAGGGGACAUCUAGCUAGUGCCCGGGGCCUGGCUGGGAUACGCUCCUGUAUAGUUCACGUUUUUAUGUAAUCCUCAAGAAAUAAAAGGAAGCCAAAGAGUAUAUUUUUUUAAACACUUAAAAUAGACUUCCUGCCCUUCCUCUCCCGCUAGAACUGGCCGGCCUGUGUCACAGUUCAUUCCUCCGUGCUUGGUAGGGCUUCCUGGUGAAGCCAGACCAUAGCUGUUGUCUCAGCAGGAGGCCAACCUAGAGUUGUUGCCUAAGACCCGCAGACUUUCUCUAGCCUGCCAUCUUUCUGUGAACAGACCCUUCAUAGAGCAGUCACCUAGAGAGAGUGCUGGGAACAGACCCUGGGACAGCACAGGGCACUGGAUUCUCCCCUCACCACCCUGGGGCUGUGCCAGUAGCACAGGCAGGCACCUGCGCACCCAGAUGGGAACUGGGACCGUCCAGGCUGAGCACUGGGAACCAUCUCCCUGCCUCCCCCACUCUCCAGCAACACCGCUCGCUGCCAGAGCAGGUUUCCAACCUUCCCACUCAACUGUGACCGUUCCCUGUCACUGUCUGCAGAGGCCAGAAGUGUGGCCAGACUUAGCCUGUGUGCUCCUUUUGCCAAGGCCCAGACAUGGCAUGGGGCCCACCCUCAGGCUUGUCUCUCAGACUGGCCUCUCUGGUGACCCAUGAGAUCCCAGCCAAGCCUUGGUCCUUGCUGUGUCCUUGCUCGCCAGCCGGAAGUCCACGAAUCUCACAGCAGCAGCACAAAGCACUCGUCCUAGGAGGGGGCUUGUGUGCUCAGGGCCACAAGUGGCCAGUCAUAGCCACUGUGCCUGCCUCAAGCUCUGUUGUCCAAGGAUUGGGACAAAUCCAGUGGGGCUAGUUCUGUAACAAUGUGUGAUAUGAAGCCACUUCAAAGAGGCACCAAAUAAAAAUGACCUUUUAUACAGAGA
Messenger RNA from Psammomys obesus (fat sand rat), 5683 nucleotides. It is a transcript of the gene Col18a1, whose product is annotated as collagen type XVIII alpha 1 chain. The transcript is spliced from 41 exons. Lineage: Eukaryota; Metazoa; Chordata; Mammalia; Rodentia; Muridae. The record is from RefSeq and is a predicted model, not a curated record. Bases 88 to 4683 code for a protein of 1531 amino acids.